Messenger RNA from Bombina bombina (fire-bellied toad), 2052 nucleotides. RefSeq names its product reticulon 4 receptor (gene RTN4R). The record is from RefSeq and is a predicted model, not a curated record. Gene Ontology annotation, cellular component: plasma membrane. The annotation marks the transcript as partial. Gene Ontology annotation, molecular function: protein binding. The transcript has a single exon. NCBI's taxonomy places the organism in Eukaryota, Metazoa, Chordata, Amphibia, Anura, Bombinatoridae.
UUGUUGUUUUUUGUUAUUUGUUGCAUCAACUUUGAAUUUAAAGUGGAAUGUUGUCCAGAAGCUUGUUUGUGUUACAAUGAGCCGAAGAUAACAAUCAGCUGCCAGCAACAAAGACUGACUUCUAUCCCAUCGUACAUACCAAUGCAAACUCAACGAAUCUUUCUCCACAACAACAAAAUAACUUUAGUGAAGUCAACAAGCUUUACAUCUUGUCAAAACCUUACCAUUUUAUGGAUUCAUUCAAAUAAUAUAAGUCAUAUUGAAUCUGGAUCAUUUUAUGGAUUAAACAAAUUGGAAGAGCUAGACAUGAGUGACAAUUUCAACCUCAAAACCAUUUCUCCACUAACGUUUAGAGGUCUUGUUCACCUACAUACGUUACACCUUAAUCGUUGUGGUCUUCAGGACCUACCACCUGGAAUUUUCCAAGGCCUUUCCUCUUUGCAGUACUUAUAUAUUCAAGAUAACAACUUGCAUUUUCUGCAUGAUGAUAUAUUUGUAGAUUUGGGUAACCUAACUUUCUUGUUUCUUCAUGGUAACAAACUUAGCAACUUAUCUGAAAAUGUCUUUAAUGGUCUUAGAAACUUAGAUCGACUCUUGUUACAUCAGAACAGGUUGGAAAUGAUCCAUCAAAGAACUUUUCAUGACCUCAAAAAAGUCACAACACUCUAUUUAUUUUUCAACAAUUUGACAGUACUUAAAGGAGAAGUACUAUCACCUCUUUUAUCACUGCAGUACUUACGUUUGAAUGGAAACCAGUGGCUCUGUGACUGCAGAGCCAUAUCACUUUGGAAUUGGUUAAAACAAUUUAAAGGUUCAUCAUCAGAGCUAGAAUGCUAUCUUCCCAGAAAUUUAUCAGGAAUAGAUCUUAAAAAACUUCAGAGAACUGCUCUUGAUGGAUGUGUCAACGCUUCGUCAAAUCAAAUGAGAAUGGGUAUAUCUAAUUCAAAGACCAGACCUGGAAAACAAGCUGGUGUAGAAACCUCAUUUAAUUAUGAAGUUUCAGAACCUUGUUGUCAGCCGUCUUUUGAUAAAACACUAUAUUCUGAGACAAAUGGCAGAACAGGUCCAUCUUCUCAUACAAGUAGACUAGCACCAAACAAUCCUGUUAAAGACAAAGAAAAUAUUUCAAAAACAAAAAUUAUUGGCAGUGCUGACCAUAGAAAAAACAGAACAUAUAAACAAAUAAACGACUCGCCAUUUGGAACAUUUACAAGCAAAGUAGACAGCCCUCUUACCAAAGUAAAGCAAAACAAUGUAUUCGAUUCGGUUGAGCCUUCUACAGUCCCAAACAAAAAAAGACAGCCCUGUUCAAAAAAGGUGAAAUCUAAAUCACAAUGUCGAAUGUUUCAACCAGGAACAAGUUCCGCAUUUCUGAUGACCACAAAUGUUCUUUUGGUUACUUUGUUCUCAAUCCUACCUGUACACGUUUAAAGAAAAAAAAAAAUCACUAUAUUUUAUUUUAUUUAUUUUUGCUUACUCUUUCAGAAUUUUUUGAUUCAUAACAGAGACAGACUUAAUGAGUUAUUAUGACUGAGCUUCAUAAAAUGUUGCAACUGCUAAGACAAAGCUAUGUGCUUCACAUGAACAAAAAUAACAGCUUCACAAAAGGUGUUUGAAUAUUUUUUUAUGGUUGUGUACUAUGAGUUUAUAAAGUAAAAAAAAAAUAUAUAUAUAUAUUACUUUAUUCCUCAUAUAAAUAAAGAACAUGUUGCUGUAAAAAAUAUCUUUGAAAUGCUAAACAUUGAUGUUUAGCCAUUGUUUGUAAAGUUGUACUUAAUAAUGAUUCAAAAUGUACAUUGUAAAAAAUGCUGUUUGUCUGCUCCGUUCAUGAAUAUUAUAAAUAACUGAAGUCAUUUCUUUUAUUUAAUGUCUAAGGGUAGCAUUUGUUGAAGAAUGCUAACCAUUAAUUUAAUCAUUCUCCAUGUAUACAGAAAUAGAUAUGCAUUUUAUUUUAAUUGUGCUCAUAUAAUAUAAAUGAAGUAACAAAUAAAGAUUUUUCUUUUUUUUUGUUAAAGUUCUCAUAAUUAAAAAAAAAAAUUGUUUUAUAAUUCA